AUGGUGCACUGUAUAUUUAGUUUCUGUAAUUUCGCGAGUAAGUGCUGCAAGGAUCUGUUUUUUCCUUGCAAGGUUAAAAGUAAAUGCUUCCAGGUAUCUAUACGAAAUGGUAAAUUAAGCAGUAGCAUGAUCUUUCUGAAUAAAUUGUCUUCUACAAUGGCUGCAAUAUCUCCGGUUUUGUCAGUAAAGCCCACGCGAGGACUCGUGAAUGAAAAGAUCCAGAUAAUUGUAAGGAAUUUACCUCCACGGUUCCCAGUGACACUACAUUCCCUUUAUCUCUCCGAGGAUAAGGAUUACUGGGAGGCGUUCGGGCAUUACACCAGUGACAACAGAGGCACGGUGACAGUGUCGGAGCAUGCCAGUGUGGGAGGAACAUAUGAAGGCUCAGAGCCCAUGGGUCUACUGUGGAGCAUGCAGCCUGUUCCAAGGAGUCGAACAGGCCUCCGGUUGAGAAAGAUGAAUGUCCUCACUCCCAUGGUGGUACACAUCUCUGUGUACAGUGGUCAUGUGACUGAGGGCUUCAGCAAGCAGUCUCCCCUAGCAACUGUUGUCAUAGAGCGAUGGUACCUGGCACCAGGUGUUCGCAGAAUUGAUAUCAGGGACGAGGAGGUCAAAGGCACCCUGUUUAUACCCCCAGGUCCUGGACCUUUCCCUGGUGUGUUGGAUUUGUGGGGAGGAGGAGGUGGACUGGUGGAGUACCGCUCUGCACUCCUAGCGUCACAUGUUUUUGUUUCCAUGGCCCUAGAAUACUUUUCCACUGAGAAGAAUAGAGCCUCAAACCUUCAUAUCAAAUACUUUGAGAAAGCAUUCAGGAUAGUUCAAGAGCACCCCCUGGUGAUGAAGGACAGUGUUGCACUGUUUGGUCUUUCCUUAGGAACAUCAAUCACCCUCCACAUGGCAGCCUACUCCAAAGCAGUCAGUCCAAGAUGCUGUGUGUGUGUCAGCGGGAGUCACGUCCAACCAAUCAACUCGCCACAAAAUAUUUUUAUAAACCUUCAAGAGAACACACACAAAUACCAAUUUGAUGAAGAGGGCUGUUUGGUCUGGAAAGACAUCAUUCUGCCUAUUCCAAAUGACCCUGGACUGAAAGUGGAUAUGGGGAGAAUAAAGUGUCCUGUGAUCUUGAUUGUCAGGGAGGAUGAUCAGAACUUAGCCACAGUGGAGUCUGCCGAGGAUAUGACCCAGAUGAUGCGUGCUGCAGGAAAUAAACACCUGCUGACCACGUUCCGAUACCCCGGUGCUGGACACCUCAUUGAGCCACCCUACACUCCCCACGUUAGAGCCAGCAACUUCAUAGUGCAACAAACAGGAGAGAAAGUGAUCAUGUUGUGGGGAGGAUCCCGUAAACCACACGCCUCUGCUCAGGAAGGUUCCUGGGAAAUGAUUCUCAAGUUUUUACAGCAACAUCUCUACCCCAGCCAAGAUUCGUUCACCCAGGCAAAGCUUUGAUGUUACACCCGAGGCCUUUCCAGACCUCUAAUUAGUAAUGUUUUGACUUGACAGUGUUAGGGCUGGUUUCACAGACACAGAUAAAGCCUAGUCUAGGACAACAACAAAAACAAGCUCAAUGGAGUUUUCUAUUAAACUGCAUUUUUUUAAAUCUAGACUAUGCUUAAUCCGUUUCUGCAAAACCUGCCUUUAAUGUAUUACAAGACUUGAAUAAUUAUCAAAGGACUAGUGGAAACUGCUGUAUGUCUUGAGGACUGGUGACUAUUAUUUUGUGUGGUGAGUUUUGGGAUAAUCUUGGGAUUUUUUCACAUUUGAAAAUGGUUAGAUUUGUAGUAUUUAUGCUAUUUAUGCCAUUUUAUACACUGAUGAGCCAACACAUUAUGACCACCUGCCAAAUAUGCUGUUGGUCCACUGCCAUGAAGGGGUGCAACGAUGUUUAGGCAGGUGGCACAUGUUAAAUUCAUGUCCACAUGAAUGCCCGGACCCAGGGUUUCCCAGAAGAACAUUGCCCAGAGCAACACUACCUCCGCCGGCUUUUCUUCCCACAGUGCAUGCUGGUGCCACCACUUGCCCAGGUAAACAGCACACACAUACCUGGCCAUCCACGGUGAUGUAAAGGAGAACAGGACCCAUUGGAGCAGGUGACCUUCCACUGCUCCAAGGUUGAGUUCCGACACUCGCGUGCCCAUUAUCGGCAGUUGACAGGGUUUUUAUGGGCUCUCUGACAGGUCUGCUGCUAUGCAGCAGGGUGCGAUGCAUUGUGUGUUGUGACAUUCCUCCUGUAACCAUCAUGAACGUUUUUUGUGACUUAUGUCAAACCCUGUAAUUAUCCACAACACAUUCAGUGAAAGUUUUCUUGGGAAAUAUUUUUGAACUAGAUUAAUAUCUUAAUAUAUCUAGCAAACUGGAUUAUUAAUCACUUUAAACUGUAGGACAAUGUGUGAAAACCAACAGAUGCUCUGUAAUGUGCUUUAUAUACAACUAAUCUAUAGUGUUAAUACCAGGCUGUGCCUAAAUCAUCUGACUGCCAUUGCAGACAACUGAUUCUGUUUUUUGAUUCUGGAUGAAAUGCAUGUAAUGUCUGUGAAAAUAUUAAUGUAUAAAAUAUCCAAACCCA
Messenger RNA from Esox lucius (northern pike), 2566 nucleotides. RefSeq names its product peroxisomal succinyl-coenzyme A thioesterase-like. Gene Ontology annotation, biological process: fatty acid metabolic process; acyl-CoA metabolic process. Lineage: Eukaryota; Metazoa; Chordata; Actinopteri; Esociformes; Esocidae. Bases 1 to 1449 code for a protein of 482 amino acids. The transcript is spliced from 11 exons. Gene Ontology annotation, molecular function: fatty acyl-CoA hydrolase activity. The record is from RefSeq and is a predicted model, not a curated record.